UUCAGUUUUCCCACACUUCUUUCCUAAUUAUUGUCCUGCAGGACAGCUGAUCUUUUUCAAACAGGAAGCUGUUUACAGAUAACACUUGCAACUGUUUUGUCUGAUUUGUUGAACUGUCGAAAAGAAAAAGACAACCUCUUUUCAAAUUAAAAACUGUCAGACUUCUGUAAACAGCAGCAAUGAGGUUCAUCUGUGCAGUGUCCCUGCAGGCACAGAGCGUUGUGCAGUUCCCAUUCUCACAGCAGCCAUAAGGAGUCAGUGACCUGUAAGUGCUCAUUAUGAAGAGAGAUCUGGUUUUCUUGGUGACUCUAAUUAGCCUUGCCUUCCUGUCACUGCUAAGAUCUGGAUAUCCUCAACACAUUGCAGAGGAGUCCUGCUCUGUUCAGAUUCUUGUUCCAGGCCUCAAAGGGGAGGCUGGAGAAAAGGGGGAGAAAGGUGCUCCAGGUCGUCCAGGCAGAGUUGGACCUCCAGGAGAAAAAGGAGAAAUGGGGGACAAAGGACAGAAAGGCAGCAUAGGACGUCAUGGAAAAAUUGGUCCUAUUGGUUCAAAAGGUGAAAAAGGAGAUAAUGGUGACAUAGGACCACCAGGUCCAAAUGGUGACCCAGGCAUCCCUUGUGAGUGCAGUCAGCUAAGGAAGGCUAUUGGUGAAAUGGAUAUUCAAGUAGCCCAGCUGAUGACAGAACUAAAAUUCAUAAAAAAUGCUGUCGCCGGCGUGCGCGAGACCGACAACAAGAUCUACCUGCUGGUCAAGGAGGAGAAGAGGUACAAGGAGGCCCAGCUGUACUGCCACGGGCGAGGAGGGACGCUGAGCAUGCCCAAGGACGAGACUGCCAACAGCCUCAUUGCCUCAUACAUCAACCAAGCUGGGCUCACCAGGGUCUUCAUUGGGAUUAACGACCUGGAGAAGGAGGGGAAUUUCGUCUACUCCGACCGGUCGCCCAUGCAGACCUUCAACAAAUGGCGCAGCGGGGAGCCCAACAACGCCUACGACGAGGAGGACUGUGUGGAGAUGGUGGCCUCCGGGGGCUGGAAUGAUGUUGCCUGUCACAUUACCAUGUAUUUCGUGUGCGAGUUCGACAAAGAGAAUGUCUAGGCUGCUCUGCUCUUUCUCUGUUUUAAGAAAAAUGUUUAAGAUGAUGGUACAAGUUACUUCAUGUUUAUAGAGAACAAGUGAAGUUUUGCAAGUAUGCGGCGUGGGAGUUGUACAGCUGUAAAUACAGUUUAGGUAUUUCAAAUAUCAGAAUUUACCCUUCAGAAGGGAAGAGCAGUAAUAAGGCAUAGCUUGGUUGGCUUUUUUAUUUGUAGGAAAAUAUAUUUGUUUAGAUAAAAAUGUGCUUUGGGGCUAAAUUUUGCCCUUACAACAGUUAACAACUGUGAUUGCCUGACUGUAAGGGAAGGCAGAAUUAGGCCUCUAGUUGUUAGAAUGGUAAGAAUUAGAUUCCUGAUAUUCUUUUAUCUUAGUAAAAUUUGUAGUUAUAAAAGCUAAUAACUUGUAGUGCUACAGGGAUAUUUUGGCAACAAGACAUAUUUUGUAUACUCCAGUUAAUAAGUACAAAUAUUAGUCAGUUUUUUGAAUGUUACAACAUUUGUUGUUGUUUUUUUUUUUUAAACUGUCCAAAGCAAACCAAAAGUCAAGAUUCCUACCAAUUUUGUAAUGUUUCUUCAUUAAACUGUUCACAGAUGUAUGACCAAAAAGCAUUUAAGUAAACUGAAUUUUAGUGCUGUGGGAGGAAAAAGUUUAGUGAAAGGUGUCCCGGCCCAUGACAGGGGCUUGGAACUAAGUAACCUUUAAAGUCUCUUCCACCCCAAACUAUUCUGAUUCGAUGAUUCUAUGCUAUGAAAAUUCUUAUAAUUUAUUACUUAUAAUUUAGUACUAAGAGGGUUUCAUCCAGAUGGUGUUUUGGGGUUGGCUAAAUGUAAAAGUAACAAUUUGAUUUUCUUCAUUCCUCAGUUGAAAAUGAUUCAGUGCGUGAAGUAUUUCAGGGCCUAAAUAAUUUCUUAAAUUAAAUGUUUCACAUUUCUUUAAGAUAAACUUGGUGCAUCUUGUUACAAACAAGCAAAAUUACCAGCCCUCCACAAUUUAAGGCAGACUUCAUAUAUAUGCAAUAAGCUUGUGAAAACACAUUAGGGAUCAGUUGCUUUUAGUAAAAAAACAGCUUACAUGUUUACACAGAUUGUUAAAACAAUCCCCUGAAAAGCAGAAAAGUUUCCAAAAUUUUCCUGUGUAUAUAGCAGUAAUAAAUAACUUUGCACAAAUAGUUUAUGUACCAAACUUACAAUUGCAUGUGAUGGAAAAAGGGAUGUAUAUUUAAAAAAACCCCAGCAUAAUUUCACAAAAUAAAUGAUGAAUUACUUUAAAUCUUCCCAGGAGUCUGUUGCAUGCCACCUCAUCUCACUGUUAGGCUUAGGAAAAACAAAAAAAAAAGUAAAAUCUCUAACAGUGCUUCUUUAGGAAUACCUUGCACAGUGUUUUAAGAUAAUUUUUAAGGAUAAAUAAUCCUUGCAUAACAUUCUGGUCAAAAUGCAUAUCUGAUCAUUAUGGCAGAUUGGUGUAUAGGGUAUCCACAGUGGGUUUGACAUAUGGUCUCAGAGAUUUCAUUACAGCAAGGAAACCAACUCAUAAACUCUGCUGUGCUGCAACAUGUAAACAAUCAACAGCCAUAUAAUGUUGUUCAUAUCCACAGACACUGAUAUUAUUUGAUUUAUAUACCUAUGAGAACAAACUGUUUUGUUUGAUAUAUUUACUCUGUAAAUCUCACUCAUUUAUAUAUAUGUUUGCUAUUAAUUUUGAAGAUUAGUAGCAGUACUAUAGUAUCCUAUAGUAUCUGAUUAUCAGCCCAGCUCCAGAGAAAUCACUCAAAAUGAAUGGGUCCUUUGAUUGCUUUCUUUUCUUUUAAUAAAAAUAGGUAUG
Molecule: messenger RNA, 2912 nt
Organism: Zonotrichia leucophrys gambelii
Lineage: Eukaryota; Metazoa; Chordata; Aves; Passeriformes; Passerellidae
Gene: COLEC11
Product: collectin subfamily member 11
Exons: 7
Coding region: 279-1094 (271 amino acids)
Source: RefSeq, a predicted model, not a curated record